GCGGUUACGAGUGCCAAUCGCUGCAUAAAUGUCCCCGAAACUGGUUGCAUUUCUUCGUGGCCUUUCGUUGAACCGAAAUGGUGGCAUCGGUCUGUAAUUCUGCUUUUCAUCUACUUCUGUGCUAAAUCUAUCAACAAUGCCAUGAUCUGCAAAUGAUAAGAGUAAAAGUGCAUUGAAGACGAUCCAGUUUGCCCUCUCACUUCUUAGAACAAAGUUUACGAAUUCGUCUUUCCAUGUGUCUACAGCAUAAUAGUCUAGUAGAACAAGUAGAAUUCUAGUAUCAAUCCUUGACACAACAAUAUCAAAGUUCACCACUGGAUUCGACAAGUCCACUACGAACUGUUUGUGAUAUUGCUCAAUGUCCCCUUCUUUCAGAAAUCCGUCAAGUUGCUCUCGCAGGUACUGUUCAUGACAUUCCCCGAGCGACAAUAUCUUCUCUGUCUUAUUGUAUAUAUCGUUGUGCGUUAACAGCAUGUCGAGAGUUUGAGACCUCUGUCUCAGUGUUUCGAUGCUGAAAACUUUCACCUUCAUCUUCUGGAAUUUAUAAGCUGUAUGAUAGUUUGUAAGCGUGUUGACAGUAUGAUUGCAUUCGACAGAAUGAAGCUCGAUGGUCUAUUUCCCUGGUACUGUACCGAAAAAAAUAACUUUUUCAAUCAAUCUGCUUUCUGAUUGGUUAAUACAAAGUAGGCGUGGUUUAAAUGCCACAUUCUGAUUGGUUAAAACAAUUUUUGCUAGAGAUAGUGUGCGCGGAUGGUUUUAACUCUCAUUCUGUAUCAGAAAGAUGAACAGAGCAGCCGCAAAUUUACUUAGCUCAUUCAUGACGAAGAGCCGUCAACAAGCAAUGGAAACAUUUGUUGUAUACAAACGAAGAGGCCUUAUUAGAAGAGCUCAGAACUUGAUCGAAAACAUCGAUAACGUCGUUACUUGCAUCAACUUGGAUCGCGGACGAGAUCCUUCCUUGUUCAAGAGUAGCAUGUCGGCGCUAUCCAAACUGAACUUGUGGGAAAACGAGAUCAGAGAGGCAACGAAUGACAAAGAUAUGCCGGACAUCAUAUCGGCUGCGAGGUUUCUCUUGGAGAACCAAGGCUUGCUGAUGGAUGAAAUUGACAACAGUGACAGAGUAAAGAGACAGUUGCUUCCGACAGAUAUCGCGAUAGAUAGUGAUGAAGAAGAAGAAGAAGAUGAUGAUGAUCUACCAGAUAUAUUUGGUCCGACUUUAAUGAGAGCACCUACGUGUACUUUGAAGUCAAAAAGUCCCGUAAAAGGCAUCAAAGGACUGCAUAAGCUGAAACCGUACUCAAGGCCUACAUCAACUGUUACAAGUGCAAGCAGCACAAGCAGUACAUUGUCAGAAACGGUUUGGGAAAAGAGGGAAAAUGAGAUGCUGGUGGCUCAUCAGAGAGAACUGUCUAAAGCUAAGCAAGAGGCAAGGGACGAACUGUUAUUAUGCAUUAUAUGUCUGUCAGCCGAGAAAGAUCACACACUAGUGCCUUGCGGACACACCUUUUGCAAAGACUGUUCACGUAAGAGUAAAGCUAACGGAAAGUGCUUCUUUUGCAUGGCCAAAGUAAAUUCGUGUGUGAAAAUGAGGUUAACGGACUAA
Mercenaria mercenaria is the source of this 1603-nucleotide messenger RNA. RefSeq lists its product as uncharacterized. Lineage: Eukaryota; Metazoa; Mollusca; Bivalvia; Venerida; Veneridae. Bases 782 to 1603 code for a protein of 273 amino acids. The transcript is spliced from 2 exons. The record is from RefSeq and is a predicted model, not a curated record.